Molecule: messenger RNA, 2322 nt
Organism: Microtus oregoni (creeping vole)
Lineage: Eukaryota; Metazoa; Chordata; Mammalia; Rodentia; Cricetidae
Gene: Ptpn6
Product: protein tyrosine phosphatase non-receptor type 6
Exons: 16
Coding region: 312-2105 (597 amino acids)
Biological process (GO): protein dephosphorylation
Molecular function (GO): protein tyrosine phosphatase activity
Source: RefSeq, a predicted model, not a curated record
CCUCCCCUUCCAAGAGAAGUAGGCCCUGGCAGGCCUGAAGCCUGCUGGCCUGCCUCGGGCCUCUGGGGACUUUGACUGUGGUGGGCGGUCGCGGGCCAGCCCCGCCCCACCUGACCUUCCCUAGGAGACCUGCCAUCCGGGGGCUUGUCCUCAAAGUGUCACAAGUCUGACAGACUGGAGACAGGAGGAAGUGGGUGACAACCAGAAUAUUCUUCCUGAAGGUCUGGUCUGGAUCCCUGGACAGCUGUGCCACUGGAUUGGCCCCGCCCCCAUCGCCCUUUUCCUGUGACUUCCCCCACUCCUCCAGGGAGAUGCUGUCCCGCGGGUGGUUUCAUCGGGACCUCAGUGGACCUGAUGCAGAGACCCUGCUCAAGGGCCGGGGAGUCCCUGGGAGCUUCCUGGCUCGGCCCAGUCGCAAGAACCAGGGUGAUUUCUCCCUCUCAGUCAGGGUGGAUGACCAGGUGACCCAUAUUCGGAUCCAGAACUCGGGGGACUUCUAUGACCUGUACGGAGGGGAAAAGUUUGCGACGUUGACAGAGCUGGUGGAGUAUUACACACAGCAGCAGGGCAUCCUCCAGGACCGGGACGGCACCAUCAUCCACCUCAAGUACCCACUGAACUGCUCGGACCCCACCAGCGAGAGGUGGUACCAUGGCCACAUGUCUGGAGGGCAGGCAGAGACGCUGCUGCAGGCCAAAGGCGAGCCCUGGACAUUUCUUGUGCGUGAGAGUCUCAGCCAGCCUGGUGAUUUCGUGCUGUCCGUGCUCAACGACCAGCCCAAAGCUGGCCCUGGUUCCCCCCUCAAGGUCACUCACAUCAAGGUUAUGUGUGAGGGUGGACGCUAUACUGUGGGUGGCUCAGAGACCUUUGACAGCCUCACAGACCUGGUGGAGCAUUUCAGGAAGACGGGCAUUGAGGAGGCCUCAGGUGCCUUUGUCUACCUGCGGCAGCCUUACUACGCCACUCGGGUAAACGCGGCCGACAUCGAGAACCGGGUCUUGGAACUGAACAAAAAGCAGGAGUCCGAGGACACAGCCAAGGCUGGCUUCUGGGAGGAGUUUGAGAGUCUGCAAAAGCAGGAGGUAAAAAACUUGCACCAGCGCCUGGAAGGGCAGCGGCCUGAGAACAAGAGCAAGAACCGCUACAAGAACAUUCUUCCCUUUGACCACAGCCGAGUGAUCCUGCAGGGACGAGACAGUAGUAUCCCUGGGUCCGACUACAUCAACGCUAACUAUGUCAAGAACCAACUGCUAGGUCCAGAGGAGAACGCUAAGACCUACAUUGCCAGCCAGGGCUGUCUGGAGGCCACAGUCAAUGACUUCUGGCAGAUGACCUGGCAGGAAAACACCCGAAUCAUCGUCAUGACCACCCGUGAGGUGGAGAAAGGCCGGAACAAAUGUGUUCCUUACUGGCCGGAGGUGGGCACUCAGCGAGUCUACGGGCUCUACUCUGUGACCAACUGUGCAGAGUACGAUACAGCAGAAUACAAACUUCGCACUUUACAGAUCUCCCCGCUGGACAAUGGGGACCUGGUUCGGGAGAUAUGGCACUACCAGUACCUGAGCUGGCCUGACCAUGGGGUUCCCAGUGAGCCCGGGGGUGUCCUCAGCUUCCUGGACCAGAUCAACCAGCGACAGGAACGUUUGCCUCAUGCAGGGCCCAUCAUUGUGCAUUGCAGUGCCGGCAUCGGCCGAACAGGAACGAUCAUCGUUAUUGACAUGCUCAUGGAGAGCAUCUCCACUAAGGGACUAGACUGUGACAUUGACAUUCAGAAGACCAUCCAGAUGGUACGGGCACAGCGCUCUGGCAUGGUGCAGACGGAGGCGCAGUACAAGUUCAUUUACGUGGCCAUUGCCCAGUUCAUUGAGACAACCAAGAAGAAGCUGGAGAUCAUACAAUCCCGGAAGGGUCAGGAGUCGGAGUAUGGGAAUAUCACCUACCCUCCCGCUAUGAGGAGUGCCCAUGCCAAGGCCUCCCGUACCUCCUCCAAACACAAGGAGGAGGUGUAUGAGAACGUGCAUAGCAAGAACAAGAAGGAAGAGAAAGUGAAGAAGCAGCGGUCAGCAGACAAGGAGAAGAGCAAAGGUUCCCUCAAGAGGAAGUGAACUGGGCACUCAUCUGCAGGUGGCCAUGCAUCAGCCUUAAUCCCUGCAGAGGCCUCCACUGGACAGAUCAAGACCUGUGGCCCACACCAGACCCUGGGACCACCCCCAUCAUUUUGUAAUUUAAAUGGCUAUGAUCCUCUGAACCUGUAUAUAACCCAGCAAGCCCCCAGGCAAAGCCAGAUUUCUAUUCUUGUAAAUAAAGCCCCUGGACCUCUGU